This is a messenger RNA of Aegilops tauschii subsp. strangulata, 964 nucleotides long. RefSeq lists its product as uncharacterized. NCBI's taxonomy places the organism in Eukaryota, Viridiplantae, Streptophyta, Magnoliopsida, Poales, Poaceae. The record is from RefSeq and is a predicted model, not a curated record. Gene Ontology annotation, biological process: embryo development ending in seed dormancy.
GUGAUGAUCGGUUGCACUGUCAAGAUGCCGCCUGCCACUGCAGUAAACUACACCACAUGGAUACUUGUUGGGUUUCUGUCAGGUUAUGUGGUUUAUAGGUAUCGACGUGACUGGUGGGAGCGGCACAAUUACCUGCUCUCGGGUGCACUAGAUGCAGGUUUGGCGUUCAUGGCUGUCUUAAUUUACUUGUGCCUAGGCUUGGAGAACAUUAGUUUGAAUUGGUGGGGCAAUGACUUGGAUGGAUGUCCCCUGGCUUCUUGCCCCACUGCUAAAGCAGGUCCCUAUCGGCCGACCUCUCAACAGCGACCUCUCACCAGUCACCCUUGGCACGACGGUCCACCCAACUGGACAACCACUCAGCCUAUAUAAAAAAUCAACCUGAUCGAGAAGACAACAAAGAAAAGUGGAAGAAGAAGAAGCUCAAGCUAGCUAGACAACAGGAAGAGCACCCAAGAAAACCACAAGGAUCACCAACGAGAUGCAGCAAGCGAAGGUGAAGGUGAAGGACGGCUCGAGCGCGCUGAGGGCCAAGGCGAAGAUCGCGUGGGCCAAGCUGGCGGAGAAGGUGGAGGCGGCGACGUCGAGGUCGCACGACGAGCGGAAGCUGGCGCACGAGCGCGGCAGGGCCAAGGUUGCCGCCGCCGAGGCGCAGCUGCACCGUGAGAAGGUGGCGCACCGCGAGGCGGCCAUGGAGCACCGCCUCCACAAGCACGCCGGCGUGGGCGGCCACAACCACAAGCACGACGCCGGUGGCGUGCACUGAGGCGUGGCGCGUCUAGGGAGCCUGCCAACGUGUGAUUUCCUCUAUUCUUUUCACUUGUGUACUGUUACAUACGUGUGUCGUGGUUAUUUGGUCAAGUUAUAUCUGGAGUGCCAUGUGAAUUAUUGACGUUAUGGACGUUUUCAUGAUUGACUAACUAAGAAACGAUUAUUCUUAAUUUUCUUGAUGUAUUUAUUUUCUUUA